Messenger RNA from Trichogramma pretiosum, 1612 nucleotides. RefSeq names its product solute carrier family 25 member 46-like. The transcript has 4 exons. Bases 239 to 1468 code for a protein of 409 amino acids. Gene Ontology annotation, biological process: mitochondrial fission; mitochondrial membrane fission. The record is from RefSeq and is a predicted model, not a curated record. Gene Ontology annotation, cellular component: mitochondrial outer membrane. NCBI's taxonomy places the organism in Eukaryota, Metazoa, Arthropoda, Insecta, Hymenoptera, Trichogrammatidae.
UCUGUCCAGUCUCGGUGCGUCAAAGUUGUCACAUGGGUGUACCCGCACACUGUAUAAUAAGCUCGCGAGUUCCGAUUUCCGACACACAAAUGUGAGAGCCAAGGGUUGUACUACUUCGAGCUUGUGCAAGUUAGUUUGAAAAAUGAACGCGUCGGCUGCUGCUGCGACAAGUAGUUAUUAUUGACCGUGGGUCGUCGUCUGUCGUCGUUGAUGUGUGUUUGAAACUUCGAUCAUUGUCAUGGGUGAUUUAAACUAUCGCGAAUUGAAUCGGCGAGCCGUGCCCUCGAAUUUGGCCUGGGAAAGCGGAGAGGCAGCGGCUGGAGGUCACCCUUACCCGUACUCGGGUUAUCCCAGUGUCUAUCGUGGACGCGAGGUUAUACAACCUCUCGAGGUACCAAAUUAUCAUCCACUCGUUGAUGAUAAUCCACCUGAUAAUGACGAAGUUGUCAAACAUUAUAUCGGUAGGGGAUGUGGCCUGGCAAGUUUAAUAACAGAAAAUUUGUUGAUACAUCCGUUUCUCGUGCUGAGACGACAAUGCCAGGUAAAUCCAGUGUCAAAGAAGUAUCACGUUAUACCCAUCACCCUCAUUCCAGUCAUGAUGAGGCUUCAUCAGACGCAAGGAUUAAAUACCCUCUGGAAGGGUAUAGGUUCUGUCUUGAUAGUUAGAGGAUUGACUCUAGCUGUUGAAGAUUUAGUCUCUAAAGUUACCCCUUGGCCAAAGGAAAUCAGUCAUUUAUCGUUCAAACAGAUUGGACAACAUCUACUUUUAAAAGCUGCAUCGAUUGCUAUUGUCACACCUUUCUAUUCAGCUUCUUUAAUUGAAACUGUUCAGUCUGAAGUGGCAUCCGAAAGACCAGGAGUCUUGGAUGUAUUCCGGGAUGGAGCUAUCAGGUUACUUGAAGUUGGAACUAAAGGCAGGCUUAUUCCAAUUUACGCACUAAUACCUCCCACUGUGGCCUGUGGCAUCGCAAAAUAUCUUUUUGCUAUUUCAGUUAAAACUGUAGCUAGCCAUAUUAUGAGAACAAGACACAAAUAUUCUCAAGAAAUAAGAGGAGCUUAUAGCAGAGAAAUAAUAUCUGAAUCCACAGCUCAAGAUAUUGAAAUACAGGCUGUUUUAAUCUCAAUGUUUACAGCAGAUAUUGUUUUUUAUCCAGUUGAAACGGUUAUUCAGAGAUUACAUUUGCAAGGAACACGCACUAUUGUAGAUAAUUUAGAUACUGGGUGUAGUGUUAUUGCACUAGGAACAGCUUAUAGUGGAGCAGUGGAUUGUUAUAAAAGUAUCUUAAGUACUGAAGGCCCAUUUGGAUUUUAUAAGGGAUUUGGAGCGUUAGUAAUGCAGUUUGCUGUGCAUAUUAUGGUUUUAAAAGCUACUAAAUGGGUUUUAACAGAACUGGGCCCAAUGCUAAGACCAGCGCCAAAACCAAAAUCAGUAAAACAACCCCCUCCGCCUUACUACAAUGAGAUAUAAUUUGAAUAUUGACUAACAUUAAUUAUGAAAUUUGAUUUUUACUUUUGCUUAGCAAACCUCCUAAAAUGAUGUAAAUCGAAAAUUUUACAAAUUUUAAUAAUUUUUUGUACAUACUGUAGAAUUAAUUUUUGGAAAUUCAAAAUA